UAUAUCGUCUGGACAGGAUCAAGGCUCAACGCAGGGACACUCGGUUUACAGUUCAUCGUACAGGGUCCUAAGAAUCCGGAUUACGUCAUGGAUCGCAUAGAGGCAUUCAUUGAGAAAAUUCGGGAAACUAUAGUACAAAUGCCGCAAGAGGAAUUCGAACAGCAGACGGCAGGUCUUAUCACCCGAUUGCUUGAAAAACCUAAAACAUUGGGUGGAAGGUCAAGACGGUUUUGGAGCGAAAUUGAGUGCAGAAUGUAUGAUUUUGAGAGAUAUGAGUCGGAAGUGGCAGAACUACGUAGUGUCACUAAAGACGAAUUACUGCAGUAUUUUGAUAGGAAGUUUGCCAGAUCUGCGUCGCAAAGGAGAAUGAUUGCUGUAUUUGUCCAUGGCAAAGAUGAAUCCAAAGAUGGUAUGAUUGAGAAGAUAAGGACAAAAAGAGAUAUCACUUCGGGCGAGACAGUACUGAGAUAG
Messenger RNA from Strongylus vulgaris, 471 nucleotides. NCBI's taxonomy places the organism in Eukaryota, Metazoa, Nematoda, Chromadorea, Rhabditida, Strongylidae. The record is from the annotation of a GenBank genome assembly.